This is a messenger RNA of Marchantia polymorpha subsp. ruderalis, 1305 nucleotides long. The record is from the annotation of a GenBank genome assembly. Lineage: Eukaryota; Viridiplantae; Streptophyta; Marchantiopsida; Marchantiales; Marchantiaceae.
CCUCAUCAUCUCAACAACGAUCAGUCUCAGAAUCAGAAUACGACCCCAGCUAGCUGUCUGCUUCGAGAAAUCCACAGCACGCUGCGCACGACCAGGUGCUCUCAGUUGAGUAUCAAAUCAUGGAGAGUAUGUCGAAUUUGAGAGGAAGAAUUCCAUCUGUUUUGUUGGUUGCCUUGGUGCUGGCGUUGUCGAGGUUGCAGUCAAUCGGAGCAGUGGACAUCCUGUUCUGGUCGCAACCGAAUUGUCUUGGACAAUCUGUGGGAUGUUUCGGUAUCCCUGCGGGAGUCUGUUGCAGCUUACCCCCCACUCCAUGGCCUUCGGUUCAAGUCAGAAACUCGACAGCCUGUCAAUUGACCCGCAUAUUUAUCGGUGGCGGUUGUUCCACCGUAUGGGGAGCCUUUACCGGCAAUGUCUGCGCUUCUGGAGCCCGGUUUACUGGUGGAUUAUGGGUCCCCAUUUGUCGGCGCCGUCAGCUUUUGGCUGAUGUAUCUGAUGACGAGCAGCAGGCAUGCACCGACUCUUCCGGUUGCAAAAAUGUUAUGGAUCCAAACGCCCUAGUCUACACUUCUGGUGAAGGUAACUGGGUGCUCAUCAAGGACAACGCAAUGGGGCUCUACGAGCAGCUCACGAAUGUACCCGAUUCAGAAAAGGUGGCCUGGCUCACGGCGCAAGGAGCUACGUACACUUCCAAAACUGAGUAGAAAAUGAUCGUUGUGGCCAACUCAUAUGUUGCAACUUCAUCGUUACGAUUGUCCUUGGAUGAUAAUGCAGAGCAACUCUAGCAGUGAAACGAACCCUCCUGCAGUCUCGUCUUCGAGCACCAAAUCUCCCUUUGUCUGCUUGCCUCUACUUUCUGUCGCGAGGUGCAGCUUUGGCAGCUUAAUAUGUAAUGCUGUGUGUGGCUGCUCAGGCUGUUUUUUCUGUAUGUAGAAAUAAAGCAGGCAAGGAUCAGAUGUACCGCCUUCUGAUCCGGCCUGCAUAUCGUCAAUAAAACCGUUGUGCCUGCUCUGUGCAAUGCAUACAUUGGACAUUUACGGGACCAUUUACUGGAAACCAGAGCCCAACCUUGGGGGCCAUGGGCAUGGAUUUUGGGGGACAUUAGUUUUUCCAUGGGUGAACACAAGUAACGCCAUGGGCAGUGUUUAUCAAGAUCCAACCAAGAAUUGUUGUAAAUGGUUAAUACACGUAACACAAUUGGCGUAAUUUGAAUAGCAUGGGUGGGCACAGGUAAUGGUGUGUUUGGGGUUAGGUCGCUGCUGAUGGUUAUGGUCUAGGUGCAGAUUUGAAGUAAAAUGUUGCCGUCUG